AUGUGGAAGAUGACCUCAGCACUGUUGUUUCCACUGCACACCUGUGAUUCAAGACCCACACCUAGAUCCCAUUCAGAAGAGACAGGAGAGAGCAGGGAGCAGGUGGGGCAAAGAGAAGGGAAACUCAGAUCUUUUAGCUGGGAUCAAAAGCCCUCUCACCGAUCACUGACAUGUGGGGGCUUCAUCAUGGGUCUGGCCAGAACUCACGCUUUCUCAUGCAGAGAGCCCCUCACCUCUGCACUCAGAGGAAUCAGUGUAUUUCCUCUGGAGGAUGGUAUGUUUUCAAUAAAACUUGUUGUUGAGCUGAAAUGA
This is a messenger RNA of Rangifer tarandus platyrhynchus (Svalbard reindeer), 312 nucleotides long. The record is from the annotation of a GenBank genome assembly. Lineage: Eukaryota; Metazoa; Chordata; Mammalia; Artiodactyla; Cervidae.